GUUGUCUUCUUCUCAAACAUAUCUAAACUUAUCGUUUGAAACUAAAAAAGAAGAGACCACCAAACAAAAACAAAAAUGGCGUCCAAAACCAUCUUCUUCUCUUUCUUAGUCGUCUCCGCCGUGUGUUUGUCCACUCUCGCCGGUUUUGUCGCCGCCGAUGCUGACGAUUUUGACCUUUUCCAGAUUCAGGGAUCUGUUUACUGUGACACCUGCCGUGUCCAAUUCGUUACCCGUCUCAGCAAAUUCCUCGAAGGUGCGAAAGUAAAGUUGGAGUGCAGGAGCAGAACAAACGGAACCCUAACGUUGACUAAAGAAGCCAUUACCGACAAAUCAGGAAGCUACAAGAUUGAAGUAACCGGUGAUCACGAAGAAGAACUUUGCGAGCUCGUGUUGGUCCAAUCACCAGACAGUGGUUGCAGUGACGUAAGCAGAGACGCCUACUUACGUAACGCCGCUAAGAUCAGUUUAACAGCGAAUGACGGAAUCGUCUCUCACGAGACACGUAUCGUUAACCCUCUUGGUUUCAUGGUUAAGACGCCAUUAGCCGAUUGUCCCGCUGCUUUCAAGGAGCUCGGUAUUGUACCUGACGUCAUCUUUUAAGCGAAGAAGAAGAUAUAUUACGUCAGAGAUAUAAAUUUCUACAUGCUUAAUCUUGAAGGGUUUUCCGUCAAAUUUAUCAAUGAUUUAUUGUUAUGAAUUAAUAUCUACAUCAUUUAUUGAGGUUAAUUUCUCGCUUUUUGUUCUUGUUUAAUUUGAAUUGUGAGCCAUACUUGCGUUGUUAUACAAUGAUGAGGACAUUAUCAUU
Raphanus sativus (radish) is the source of this 805-nucleotide messenger RNA. Its product is annotated as pollen-specific protein-like At4g18596. Bases 76 to 600 code for a protein of 174 amino acids. The transcript is spliced from 2 exons. The record is from RefSeq and is a predicted model, not a curated record. NCBI's taxonomy places the organism in Eukaryota, Viridiplantae, Streptophyta, Magnoliopsida, Brassicales, Brassicaceae.